This is a messenger RNA of Helicoverpa zea (corn earworm), 381 nucleotides long. RefSeq lists its product as uncharacterized. NCBI's taxonomy places the organism in Eukaryota, Metazoa, Arthropoda, Insecta, Lepidoptera, Noctuidae. The coding region runs from base 1 to 372 and encodes 123 amino acids. The record is from RefSeq and is a predicted model, not a curated record. The transcript is spliced from 2 exons.
AUGCGUCAACUGACAGUGUUGCUAGUGUUUUUAUUUGUUGUGUUCUGCGAGGGGUCAGAUACUGCUCUUGAAGGGAGAGGGAAGAAGAAGAAAAUUGGACUGUUUAUAUACUUCGUGGACCUAGUCAUCAAGAAGAUCUUCAUUCUCAAACUAAUAUACGCCUUCGCGUUCUGGCUGCUUCUCCACAAAGCUGGCUACAUCUUCGGCUGGUUCCUCAGCUACAUCAAGGAGAAGCCGGAGUAUCAUGGACAUCAUGAUCAUCACCACGUAGAAUAUGGCCACGAGUAUGGACCACAUGGCCCAUAUAGGCGGGGAGGUCAGAAGCCUGUUAACCCAUAUUCGGCGCCCAGUCGGAAUGUUAAACCUUAUUAAGACAUUGUA